Molecule: messenger RNA, 2482 nt
Organism: Aspergillus pseudotamarii
Lineage: Eukaryota; Fungi; Ascomycota; Eurotiomycetes; Eurotiales; Aspergillaceae
Exons: 2
Coding region: 531-2102 (523 amino acids)
Source: RefSeq, a predicted model, not a curated record
CAGCAGGUAUGCUCCAUGUCUUUCUGGCUUCAACUCCAAUCCCCACCCGUGUCUCCUCACUUCAAUCGACCAAGUGUCGGAUCUAAGUUACGUGUGGGGACGAAACGUACUUGUCCCGGUUAGUCCUCUGCUACAAGUCACUCCUUGCGUUCAAAGACGGGACUCUAAAUAGACAUCCCUUGCAGCCAAGCGGAGUGCGGAAUUUAAUCCCAAUUGAGGCUAUUUGCGCAGCACGAUUGUUCUGUGAAUGGUGUGUCAGGAAUAGGGUUGAUAGCUCCGCAUUGGACGUUCCCGCGCCAACACCCUUGACCCGGGCGGAGAUUAGAUUGUUCGGCGCUUGGAGUUGAAGAUCACCUCUAUGGUUUGAGGAUACCAGCCACAGCUAAGCAAUUGAGUAUCUUUGUCUAAUUGCGAGACCUUCCAUUCGUCGACAUUGCUACAGUUGUAUUUCGUCGGUCGUCGUGGACUGAACCCCAAGGUUCCCAGUCUACACGGCCGCGCCCUGCGCGAUUCGCUGCCCCUCAGUCAGGAUGAGCGGAUUGCCGCAUUUACAUGGGCGCCAACACGUGCAACAUGCGCAGUCUUCUUCGCUGCAGUGUGAUACCAAGCACCCCACGAACGACCGUUUGAAUUCGACCAAUUCAGGGCAGCAUAGCAACCAUGCUUCAGAGUCGCAGUCUUCAACUGUUCCUGCGAGUACGGCGGUCGAGCCUGCAUCAGAAUAUACUCUCCAUGGGGCUUCUAGCCGAGCUUCCAAUCCAACCUCUCCAAUAGAUGUCGUUUCCCAUUCCCGAGAAUUGUCGGGUGCAGGAUAUCCGACUACGCGGUCUCGCUCUUCCCCAGAUAGAUCACAGAUGCGACCUAGAUAUACCCAAAUAACCAUAGGCGAUAGACCUGAGAGAAACCAGGCUGAAUCCAAACGCUCUGUGACCAAUGUGCACAACAAUGAUUCCACAGCAGUUCCAAAACCCCCAAGCCCUUCUGGGAUAGCUGCGGGUCACAAGAGAACUGCAACUGGCUUUAUCAAACCAUUGGUGGAAGAUCAACCUUAUAGCUCAAGUACAAUCGUUUCCGAGAGACGUCGGUCUAAAAGCAUUAGCUCAGCUACGCAUGGAAAUAGAAUUGCAGCGUUGUCUGUGCACCUUCGCACACGUCUGUCUUACGCUGCGGCUAAAAUCGAGGCAAGCCGACGGUCACAGGGCUCCCAGAACAAGUUACCGUUGGAUUUACUUCAUAAUGACCGUUCAUCCUCAACUCCCGCUACCGACCCGUUCGAACGGAUAGGGCGGGGAGGGGAAAGUCAAGAACUGAUAGAGCCUAGCUCUCCUGGCGCGAUUACUUCGCUGUCUGUACCAGAUACACUACCAAAGUCCCAUCUUUACUCACACAAUAAUCCUAUGCGAUCAUCCCCAACAGCCAGAUCAGAAGACUCGGCGCCAUCUUUGAAGAGUGACCCACGAAAAUCGCGCACCCCUCUUUCUUCAUUCUCCCGUUUUGCGAGACUCGCAGCGCCUGCAGAUAUCAUUCCAAGAAGUGACAGCAGUGGUCGCAGACGCCCGAACCCAAAUGACCCCUCUAGUCAGGCACAGAACUUCCCUUACCCCCGCCAUCGACGACAUCAUUCCCAGCAAAGUAUCAGUACAAUAAAGCGAAACUCUAGCUCAGAAACGGUGCUGGUUCCCGAGACACCUCCUCUCCGUCCAUUACCUUACAAUGGCCUAUCCAGUCAGCAAAGCCAUUCACAAAACUCGUCCAUGGAACAAGAUGCGAUAGAGACGCUACUCUUUAUGUCCAGUCCGGGACAUUCGGGGUAUUGCUCCAACUCACAGCCCUCCCGGAGUCAGCCGAAUCAUACACAUAGCAGCAUUACAUCUACACAGACUAAACACAGCGCACCUGGGAGUCAAGACACGCACAUCGUUGUAAACACGGCUCCGCCUACUGGUUAUCGUGACUCGGGCGUGGGAUUAGAAGCUCAGGCCGGUGACGAAAUCGACCGUCUGUUGGAUCAAAUGGACAGUGAUAGCGAGGAUGAAAAUAAUUACCCCUCCGGUCACUCAAACAGCAUCAGCACUCGCUCAACGCCACGGGGCGGCUCUUGAGGAUGUAACCCUACUUUUCGAUCCUGACUACCUACACUUUUUGACUUAUCGAAUUCAUGAUCAUCUCAGCGAUGUUUAAUUAGCCCCCACUAUUUUUUCCACAAUGGAUUCCUAAAUAUGCAUAGUGCAUAGUGCAUUGUUUGGGUAUUCUUCGACAUCAUCAUGGCGCAUGCAUGGAUUGGGAGUGCCAUAUGGCCGUUUGCCUUAUGCAACGGUUUUCGGGGAUUUUUGUCGUUUGUUUUUGGCUUCCAAAAAUCAAUUAUUAGGCAGCGGCAGCAGCUAAGUAUGGCUACUGCAAAUCGGGCCUGACUGAUGGGUUCGGCAGUAACGCAUAUUAUCAUACUGCAACGGGUGUACAAUAAAUAUCUCCUGUAGCUCGG